Molecule: messenger RNA, 441 nt
Organism: Paramecium pentaurelia
Lineage: Eukaryota; Ciliophora; Oligohymenophorea; Peniculida; Parameciidae
Source: the annotation of a GenBank genome assembly
AUGCUUAAUUUGUAUAAUUCUUCAUUUGAAAACAACCAUUAGUUCCAAUUCUAAUUAAAAAGAUAUCGUCCUUCCUAUACAAUUCAAUCUGAACCAAAAAAUUAACUAACUAGAUAACACACUAUUUAAGAUCUUUUAAAUUUGAAAUUGUCUGGAAAUAUAUAAUCUAGUUAACCUGUAAUAUAAAGAAACUUAUUAAUGAGACCAUCCUUAAAGUUAGCUAAGAUUACACCAUCUAUAACUGAAUCUACAGAUAAUUAUAGUUCUAUAAAAAAGAGAACUAUUUCUCUAGAAAACUCCAAGAAAGUUGACUUUCACCCUUCAGUCUUGGUUAUUUAUUCAGAGAAUGGAAUUAAGAAGAGAGAAAAGUUAAUUGAUGAAUGUAAAAUUAAAAGAACAGGUACCAGAAAAAACUGUAUAAUAUUAAUUAAAAAAAAAUGA